AUGGCCAGUGAAUCGCUCACUCAAUUGGCCAGACGAAAAAAUGCCAUGAGGAUGGCUGCGUGUAGGAGAGCCGAAGCCGAGCGAGUCCAACCUCCACCCCCUCCACCCGACGCUAGGGAAGAAACUCCUCCACCUGCUCCUGUUGAACAGGCUGAGACCGAAGUGGCCGAAAUGGAACCUGUAGUCGAUCAACUGGAGGGUCAAGUGAUGGAGCACAAGGGCGAAAAACACCCGGCUAAGUACGAAGCUGAUUAUUCGGAAGAACCAAUUGACAAACGGCCACUCAUGGAAGAAUCUGACUUGGUUGUGUCGUUUACGAUACAACCGAAGAUAAAGAACAUGUCGGUUGCCUUUGAUGCAUCGAUUAUAAGAGACCCAGGAGUGGCCUUGAGCUUAGCGUCCUUCAUUUCUCUGCCAGUUGACAGAGUAGCUUUUAGGGCAGAGGCUGAUUUACUGGCCAUCGCAUUAGCCACUCAAUCGGCGAUAUUGGUACGCGGCGAAGAGGCAGGGAGGAUAGCUGAAAUUGGCCGUCGCCAGCACGACGCUAUCGAACAGAUCGACUUUCUUAUAGCUGAGCUGGAGAACGAGAAGGGAAAAGUGGCAGAGGCCUCUCUCCGGGCCGAUUUUGAGGCCAUAAAAGCGGUGGCAGAGAGAGCUGGGGCCGAUUUUGAAGCAGAUAAGGCCAAGACUGUUGACGAAUUGAGAGUGGCCACCGAGGGAAGGGCGAAUGCCAACGAAGAAACGCUCAAACUGGCCAACGAAACAAUUGCCAAGCUGGAGGCCGACUUAGAAGAGUCGAAGAGGGCGAUGGCAAAUGUCGAGUCCAAAAUUUCCAAGUCAUUCCUGGCGGGCAAGGAUGCGGCCUUAGCGGACUACGUAGAAUAA
Molecule: messenger RNA, 885 nt
Organism: Camellia sinensis
Lineage: Eukaryota; Viridiplantae; Streptophyta; Magnoliopsida; Ericales; Theaceae
Source: RefSeq, a predicted model, not a curated record